Molecule: messenger RNA, 1655 nt
Organism: Neolamprologus brichardi
Lineage: Eukaryota; Metazoa; Chordata; Actinopteri; Cichliformes; Cichlidae
Source: RefSeq, a predicted model, not a curated record
AUGGCUAAUGACGCCAGACUUACAGACCGGAUAUUGGACAAGCCUGAUCCAAGCCGGCUCCACGCCCCGACUUGUGUUCAACUGUUCCUGAAAGACUGGACAGUCCACGAGGCCCACGUCCAUGCCCCUGUGGGUCAGGAGUGUUUUGGCGCUGAUGAAAGGUUCGAUGCUUCAUUCCACACCAACAUCCUGGUCAACUCCACAGGCUACUGCCAGUACCUGCCGCCAGAGGUUCCUGGGCGGAGGAACGAGCGUUUCUACGACUGCUGUAAGGAGCCGUACCCUGACGUGACCUUCACCGUGGUGAUGAGGAGGAGGACGCUCUACUACGGGCUCAACCUCCUCAUCCCCUGUGUCCUCAUCUCCACCCUCGCCCUCCUCGUCUUCCUGCUGCCCGCCGACUCCGGAGAGAAGAUCUCCCUGGCGCAGUACUUUGCCACUACCAUGGUGAUUGUGGGUCUGUCGGUCAUCGCUACGGUCCUGGUUCUGCAGUAUCACCACCACGACCCCGACGGAGGACACAUGCCACAGUGGCAUGCGCUGAUCUCUCAGCGAGGAGUCCGGUUUGGUCUCUACGUUGUGCCGACUGGGGGUUCGGCCUUGGAGACGGAGCUGAACCAGAUCCUGGAGGAGGUGAGAUACAUCGCCGGGCGUUUCCGCGGCCAAGACGAGGAGGAGACGGUCUGCAGCGAGUGGAAGUUCGCCGCGGCGGUGAUCGACCGGCUCUGCCUGGUGGCGUUCUCGCUCUUCACCAUCCUCUGCACCAUCGGGAUCCUCAUGUCCGCCCCCAACUUUGUGGAAGCCAUUUCCAAAGACUUCUUCAGCUAAGGAGGGAAGACAGGACGAACGAGUGUCUCUAUUUUUAUAUUUAUGGAGAAAUCUCAAACCGAAAACCAACGUCUUGGUCUCAGCGCUUUGACUUCACCCUCAUCGUGUUCUCGUAGAAACAAUUAUCCUUCAAAUAAGAAAUAUGUCAUUGCUGUACUUUUCUUUUCAGGACUGAACCUCUGUGGAUUCCCACUGUGACCUUUGGACAUUUACUCACUUAUAUCAAACACUUGUUCAGCCGCUCCAGACCUCAUUGUUGUUUCAGACUCUUCGGGUUAGUUCGUGAUGGCGGUUCUCCCAGCGCUGGAGAAGCAGAAACUGUUGAAAAAUAAUCAACCACACUCACAAAUUUGGACGUCUCUUUUGCUCCAAACUGAAACAGAAAUCUGGAUUUUUCUAGAACUAACUGAGGAUCCCGAUUGAAGAACCGAAUUAAGACUUUUUGAAAAGAUGUUCCUGAUUUGGUUUCAAGCAGCCUGUGCUUUGAAGCAAACAACUUUUUUUAAGAUAACUUUAUUUAAAAAAGGUUAUCCCGACCUACCUUCCCUGUGUGGAAAAAGUAACUGUGAUUAACCACAUUUCUGUAAAGCUGAGUUUCACUGCCACACCCAGGUCUGGUUCAGCCAGACCUGCUGAGUCAGAAAUCACUUACAAAGAAGUUCAGUGAACCACAGUGAGAGCCGUUAUCUACACAUGGAGAAAACCUGGAACAGAGCUGAGCCGUGCCAGGAGUGACCGACCUUCCAAAAUUACUCCAAGAGCAUCCGAAUCAAAGUCUGGAGUAGGCGUGGGCGAUAUAAACGAUAUACGAUAGAAACUAUAUAAAU